CCAAAUCGCGGUAUUCGCCAUUUGCGUGUGACUUUGCGUCAACAGAGAGAAAAUAAAUACCAGAUUUUUCAAAGAAGGAAAGUGAUAGGACAGUCCUCGUCUGCCGUUAUUUAAAAGAAUAGCUACUAAGAGUUAACGUCAACACACAGGCAUAUAGACAAUGGGUUGCAUCGUCGGCUCGCUAGCGGGCACAGUUGCCUGUUGUUUCUGUGGCUCAGCCUGCAGCCUGUGUUGUUCUUGUUGCCCGUCAUGUGCCAACUCGGCCGUUACCAGGAUUGCCUAUGCAGUCCUGCUCCUCCUUGGUACUAUCGUGUCCUGUAUAUUCCUGGCCCCAGGGCUGCGGGGAGCCUUGGAUAAGAUACCUGCAUUAUGUAGUCCAGCUCUUAUAGGAACAGGAUCAGUGUUGGACAAAACAACGUGUGAUGGUAUCGUGGGAUACCUCUCCGUUUAUCGGGUAUGUUUCGGAAUGGUGUGCUUCUUCUUCUUGUUCACGUUAAUCAUGAUAAACGUGAAGACGUCGAAUGAUCCAAGAUCCAAGAUACAAAAUGGAUUUUGGUUCUUCAAGUACCUGAUCGUGAUCGGCAUUAUCGUUGGUGCAUUCUUCAUCCCGGCUGGAGCAUUUGGAACAGUGUGGAUGUGGUUUGGUAUGGUAGGGGCUUUCUUCUUCAUCCUCAUCCAACUUGUCUUGCUGGUGGACUUUGCACAUGCCUGGAACGAAAAAUGGAUCGGAAACUAUGAGGAAUCUGAAAACAAAAUGUGGUAUGGAGGUCUUCUGUUCUUCACCAUUCUAUUCUACCUACUCAGCAUCACGUGCGUUGUCCUCUUCUACGUGUUCUACACCCAACCAGACGGCUGUUCGCUCAACAAAUUCUUCAUCAGCUUCAAUUUGAUUCUGUGCAUCAUCGCGUCGAUCGUGUCGGUCCUCCCCAAGAUCCAGGAAGUCAAUCCCCACUCUGGUCUCCUCCAAUCGUCAAUCAUUACAAUCUAUGUGAUGUACUUGACGUGGUCGUCCAUGACGAAUCAACCAGAUCGAAGAUGCAACCCCAGUUUGGCUUCGAUCAUUAAUCCUGGUCAAAUGAGAAACAUAACAAACUCUACCGCAAACCCUAAUGGUGAAAAUUUCAAAUUUGAAUUCGACUAUCAGAGUGUGAUGGGCUUAGUAAUAUGGUUCAUUGCUGUUCUUUACUCGAGCAUCCGAUCAAGCACCCACAGCCAGGCGGGGAAGAUCACGAUGCACGGUGCGGAGAAAACCGUCAUCGACGGGGAGACAACAUCUGAGGAGGUGAUUUUGAGAGAAAAAGGUUAUGGUAACGUAGGCUCCAAGGAUGCGGACAGCGAGGCUGCCGACAAUAAAGUGGUUGACGACGAGGAGGAAUGCGUGAAAUACAGCUAUUCUUUCUUCCACUUCAUGUUUAUGCUGGCGUCGUUCUACGUCAUGAUGACGCUCACAAACUGGUACAAGCCGAGUUCCGACUUCAAGACGCUGAACGCCAACCUGCCAUCAGUCUGGGUCAAGAUCGUCUCCAGCUGGCUGUGCAUGGUCAUCUACAUCUGGACCCUCAUCGCCCCGGCCGUGCUCACCGACCGUGAGUUCGACUGACUAGAGCAGGACCGCUACAGACAUAUUGAUGGGGAAAUGCUGUAGUGAUGGACUUGAGAGCAAAAUCUAGGGCCGGUUAUUCAAAACAAUGGGAUUUUUAGUGUUAGUGCGUAGUUUUCGUAACAUCUUGCUAAAAACGACCGAUUUAACUCAAAGAUAUUUAAAUUGAUGUUUGGAAUAACUCUACCCUGAAUGCUGUAGUGAUGGAAUUCGGAAGAGAAAUUUGGCCAAUGAUUCAUGGAGCAGAUCACAGGUGCUUGAAGAUAGGAGAAUCAUAUCGAUCGUUCAGUCACAAGUUAAUGGAUGAACAUAAUCAGAAUAAUUCUAAACAUAUUACUCUUAUGUCAAAGUUUUACAUGUAAACAUGUUUUCUGUAGCUGAUCGAUCACUGAUUAAUUUGUUGAUUCUGAUAUCCUCACACGCCUGUGACACAUCCGGGACCUCAUGAUGUAAUGGAAAUCGGAGAGAAUAUCCUGUGAUCUGCAUGGAGAAUGUAUAUAGACACUUUCCUGUACAAAAUUAGUAGUACAUGUGUUCAUAGGUGUGUCAUUGCAGACUGUUUAUUAACCCUUGCACAACUGUACCCGGUAUACGAGGUCCGUACACUGCGUACCACUGGCCCGCAAUAAUCGUCACCAGCCUGAAGUUGGCUUCUUAUUCCUCAUUCCCUAUUCCCUAAAUUUUCCCUAUCACAGUCCCUUUAAGUCUUGGGUUAGUUACGCCUGAAAGAACAAGAUGGCAGCACUGCAUUCAGUUCAAUGCACACCUCGUGCCUAAGAGUGUGUAAUGCUAGCUUUUUUACAAUGAAACUUUUUCUUAGCCAUGUUGGGAUCCAGGGGUACGGUACUCUUCAACACCCCUGCGAUAGCGAAAGUGACUUGGCGUACCUGUUUCUUUUGUGAGAGCAUUCAGCGCAAGUGUAAAACUAUUUCUGGACUCGGAGCACCAGCCCUUCUUGCUACCACGUAGAAAAUCACAAAAUUUACAAUUGUGUUAGAGUAAGAGUAAAAUUUGUUUAAAUGGCUAUAUGUGUAAAACAUGCACAUCAUCAACAUAGUUUAGUGUAAUCAACUCUCUAUAGAUGUAACUUAUAAUCAUUGUGACAUAGUGUAUAUAUGUUUUAUUCACCGUCAGCAGUGAUAUUCUUGGUACCAAAAUUUGUCUGCCGUCGAUUUUAAAUCCAGUUGUAACUAUAUAUAUAUGUACUUUGAAAGUUGGAUUGAGGGACUGAAGAUUUUCAUUAAAUUUAAAUACGAUUUAUUCUGUUUUUUUUCACCGUUUUGUUGCAAGUCCAUUUUGUACGUUAAUGAACACAAUAUUGUCCCUUUAUCUUUGUAUACCUACCCUUGGAGUAAUAGAAAUAUUUUAAGGCACAUGGGCUUGUUAAAGGGGAAACUUUGUCUUCUUAAAGGGACAACAUUGACAUUAAUUGAACCACAAAAAACUGCGCCAUUUUAGAGAAAAAAUUUCGGGGGAGGGGGUUUAUGUUAUCACUUCUUGUAACCUGGUUGGUAACAGGCCAGCUAUAAUAAGCAUGGAAGUCUCAUUUUAUAUAAUUUCUGGAAAAUUUCUUUGUUUAUCAUCGUGAGGUAAUUUAUGUUAUUGUGCUUGAUAUCAUAAUAAAUACGUUGGUAAAAACUA
Lineus longissimus is the source of this 3241-nucleotide messenger RNA. Its product is annotated as serine incorporator 3-like. The record is from RefSeq and is a predicted model, not a curated record. Gene Ontology annotation, cellular component: membrane. Bases 161 to 1600 code for a protein of 479 amino acids. The transcript has 12 exons. Lineage: Eukaryota; Metazoa; Nemertea; Pilidiophora; Heteronemertea; Lineidae.